UGAUAUACGUUCGUCCUUUCCGUUCCUCGGUUUCUCUGCCGUGGGCACACGAGUGGCUGGACCACCGAUACGGAUUCGAUCCGUCCCGUAUCUUUCACGCGAUCUCGCACGUGUUUUUCAAAGCCCCCCCGAUGUCUUUCCCGCGGACGUGUCGUUCCUCGUGGUGAGUCGGUGAUACGUUAAACGCGGCCGACAGAAGGCAGGCUCUCGGAGACGAGGGAGGACGAGCGCAUUUACUCCGCACGUCGUCGACCCCCGUCGUUCGUCACGUCGCGGUCGUCGCGUCGCGCCGCGCGUAUUCGCCGCUUCAACUCGGUCCACCGCGAGUAAUCGCAAGAGCCGCGGACGAGGUCAACGAGAUAGAGAGAGUGAGAGAGAGAAAGAGAGAGAGAGAGAGAGAGGGCCUGGCCAUCUUGGAUGAGACAUGUCGCUUUGGGGUAAACGUCAACGGCACAGUGUUUACCGUGCGACGAACGCCCGCGCUGGCUCCCUCUAAUAACGACACCGUCUGAGACGGGCAUCCCCCGCGCUCGAUCGACCGUCAGCACCGAGGUGAUUGGCGGUGUGGUGGGUGUAUCGCACCCCGGGAACACGCGGACGUACUACUCCCCCCAAGUGGUGGCCCGUCGUGUUACCUGAGCCGCACGAUGAAUCGCGGUGAUGGGCUGGUGCAGCGACGACGCGUGGUGAACAGCGGCGGCGGUGGCGGCGGCGCCGGCGGCGGUGGCAGCGGCCACGGCCAGGACGGCUCGAACGCGGACCUCGUGCACAACGACAAGCUGUCCGGUCAAAGCCCGGACUCGGACUGCCUGUCCCAGAAAGAUCUCAACUGUAAUCCCACCACCGACGACGACUCCGACAAGGAGACGCGUCUGACCCUCAUGGAGGAGGUCCUGCUGCUCGGUCUCAAGGACAAAGAGGGAUACACGUCCUUCUGGAACGAUUGCAUAAGUUCCGGAUUAAGAGGAUGUAUCUUGGCGGAACUUGCCUUUCGGGGUAGGGUGGAGCUGGAGAAGGCUGGCAUGCGUAAGAAGAGCCUGCUGGCCAGGAAGCUUCUGUUGAAAAACGACGCGCCUACGGGAGACGUAUUGUUGGACGAAGCUUUGAAACACUUGAAGGACACAGACCCUCCUGAAACUGUGCAGAAUUGGAUAGAGUACCUCAGCGGAGAAACAUGGAAUCCCUUGAAAUUAAGGUAUCAAUUGAAAAAUGUGAGAGAACGGCUAGCGAAAAAUCUUGUCGAGAAAGGUGUCUUAACUACGGAGAAACAAAAUUUCUUACUGUUUGAUAUGACGACUCAUCCUCUUACCGACAACCUUGCCAAAAGUCGUCUCGUGAAAAAGAUCCAAGAAGCUGUAUUAGGCCGUUGGGUGAAUGAUGCCGCUCGCAUGGAUAGACGAACAUUGGCAUUAGUUAUUUUAGCUCAUGCAGCUGAUGUACUAGAAAAUGCAUUUGCGCCAUUGUCGGACGACGAUUACGAAGUAGCGAUGCGAAGAGUACGGACAUUAUUAGACCUCGACUUUGAGGCGGAAGCCGCUAAACGUAACGCGAAUCCGGUACUUUGGGCUGUAUUUGCUACAUUCACCAAGUAACAGUUACUAACUCUUAAAUUUCGUGGACGCGGAAUAGUUUUAUACUAUUAAAUUCUAUUAUGUAUUAUACAAUACUAUUAUUCUUAUACUAAUGUGAAUAAUGAACUUAAUGAUUUCUUUUAGUCGCGACAAUUAUGCAAAAUAGAAAGAUACAAUCCUUGUUACAUGAUAAAAUUAUUCAGACCAAAUAAUCCAUAUUCGUCUACAUAGGAAACUUUUAAGAAAUUUUAUUCAUUUCCGUUAUUGUUAUUUAAUGCAUAUUUGAUAUAGCUAAAUAUAACGAAUAUUCGUAUUUAAAUAUUAUGAAAUAAUAAGAAGCGUGAAUGUAUGCCUUGUGCUGGGUAGCACUAUUUCGUUUAGGAAAGAAUGAUCACAUUGUAUUAAAGUCUGUACUUUCUUGCUUAUCCAUUGUGUUUACGAAUGUGUAUCUGUUCAUAAACAUAAGACGCAGGACACUAUGCGGGGUGGAUACUGGGUGUGUUAGUGUUGAAGAAAUCUGGAUUAUAUGUUCUUAGCCAUAAUUUUGUGAAAUAUACAAGUAUGUACAUAUAUUCCUUUAAAUCCUAAUUUUUAAUAUAGUAUAUACAUGUGCCUCUUUGUUUAUGUCAUAUAGAAUUUCGCGUUACAUCCGCGAGUCAUUUAUAUUAAACAGCAUUUUUCUAAAUAUUUUAAGUUUAAUUAAUCUAUACAUGCAUUUUAAAUCUUUCUCCAGAAACGAAUUUUAGAUAUUUUUAAACCGUUAAUUAUUUCACUUAUGUCAAUAAUACUGAUAGAUAUGAUUUUACACAUGGCUGACCUCGUGCGAUUUUACGCGAAGUGCCACAUUUCUGUUAACUUUGAAAACUUUUGUAAGAAAUUCUCUGCACAAUAGCUUCUAUAGAAAUGUUCACUUUUCAUACAGACCAUUAUAUUGAUGCAAUGUCUUCUGAUAUAUAUAAACAGAUUGUACUGAUAGUAUUAUCAUGUGGCAGUAAAGUAUUCAGAUUUAAAAGGAAAAAGUGAUGAAUUAUUUAUUAUUGAUUACCGAUAUUUUUUGUUAUUCAAAAUUUCUUAGAUAAGUGAUAAUUUUAUUGUAAUCUGAUAGUUGAAUAUAUAAAUUAGUGUUACAAGCUGCUUGUCCUGAGACUAUUAAAUAUAAUAACAAAAUCAACUUUUGGUAGUUGAAAUUUGUUAAUGUCCUUUGUGCAAUAACUGAGAUAUUUAUUGGGCCAAAAGAGCAUGGGGCUAAGCUUCCUUAUUUUUAAAUUAAAAGAUUUAAUUUUUCAAUUUUUUCUUUGGUUUAAAAGAACGUGUCUAAAACAUUUUUCAAAAUUCAUAAAAAUAAAUAUGCGAAAUAUCCUACGCAUGAAAGCAUUAUCUAAAUAAUUCUAUCUUUAUUUUCAAACAAGAAUAGAUCACUGUAAAUUCUUGUAAAUAAUUAUUGUGAAAAUAAUUUCUCAGAUUAUAAUUUGUCAAUAAACUUUAAUGAAUAUUGGAUUCUAUUGUUGGAUAGAAUAUAUACCUGUAUAUUAUAAGAACAGCAUAAAAUGUAUCGAAAAAGACUUAUAGUUACUUGUCAUAAAAUAAUUGUAAUAUAAAUUCAAAUAUUUCUGUUUAUUCAUGUACUUUAUUAAUCGCUGAUAUAUAGAUAUGCAUGUAAAAUGUACAGAUAUAGUAAGAACAUGAAUAGAUCAUUUGAGAAGUAGGUGCCAAUCGGCCAUAAGAAAAAGGGUGUAUUUUAUAGAAAAAUUCCUUCUCACUUUUAUACUUUAUUUUCAAUUCUUUAUUAAAAAUAAAGUACGGGAACGAAUUGUAGUCAUUCAGAGUAAUAGUCAAAAUCAAUUUUUAAUUAAUACUUUUUCAAGUAUUUUAAAUUCUUUACGAUCUCGGCACUUACUUUCCAAAUGAACUUUGUAGAAUGCACAUUAGAUUGACAUGAAUAGAAAGUUGGAUUACAAUAAUAUGGUGGGAUAUCAAGUGAUUUGCAAUCAUCAUUUUACAUAGAUAAUGUUUUAUCUAUCAUCAAAUUUUAACUAAGAUCCAAUUUUUACUAUUUGAUUCUAAUACCUAUAAUAUAUAAUAAUGUUAAUUCUUUGUCACUGUCAAGACUUUGUCUUGUUCUUGGAUAGUAAUGCAGACAUAUAUAUCCUUUAUAAAUUUUUAUAAUGGAUAUUAAAAAUUGUGGAGAAAUCGUCAAAUAUAUUAUUAAUCCAUUGCUAUUUCAUCUAAAAGCUUGCUGGACAAGCAUAUGUCAGCACAUGAAUCAAGUUUAUUCAUAAUGAUAAUAAUAAUUAAACUAUAAUGCAUUCAAGUAAUUUACUUGAAUAAGUUGUUUGCUUUAAAAUGUAUUAUAGUUAUAUAAUUAUUGUUAUUACUUCAUUAUUCGUGAUUAUAAUUUAUUAAAAUUAUUGUUAAUAUUAUCAGCUUUUACUACAGCCAACAGAUACAUUUACAAGUAACUAGAAAAGUUUUAUGAAAAGUUUUUUGUGAAUACAUACAUAUAUACUAUAUAAAUAGAUUUCUAUUAUAUUUAGUCUGUGAAAAUCCAUUGAUGAGGAAACUCUAUUGCCACUUGGUAAAACAACUAUCUCUUUCAUGAUGUUCUGAUGUGGAAAAUCGAAUACAAUGAAAUAAAUUCUACUUAAGUAUGGAGCAGAAUAUACAAUGUUUUAUAUAUACAUAUAUAAUGAUGAUAAAAUACAUAUUUGCCACUAAUGCUAUGUGCGAGAUCUAAAUCUCUCUCGAAUUUUAUCAAUUAUAAGCGUACAUGGCAUUAUUCGCAGUUGAAGUUUUAUAAUAAAAAACAUAUCUUUAUAUAUGAAUAUUUGUUACAAAAAUCUAUGAAUCAAAAAUUCUAUCGAGUUCUUGCAUUGUCUAAUUAUCAAUUUAAAAGAUUAGUCCUACUAAUCGUUAUACGGUUAGAUGGACGUUAAAUCGGGUCAUACUUGUUAAAAUUAUUUUUCUUACAUUUUAUAAUUUAAAAUUUAUUGCAACAUUGGUGCAACCAGGCCCUAGUGUGAUAAAUUUAUUAUACUUAAAGUAUAUGUAUGAAGCGUCAAAUUAAUGUCAAAUUAUUUAAAUCAAAGAAUUUAAUUUUAUAUAUUUGAAUACUUUGUAUAAACAUAGUAUUGUAUUCUUACAGGCUUGCUUUAUAAUUUUAUGUGCACAUACGUAUGUAAUAUAUCGCCGAUUAAAGUUCAAUAAAUAAGAAAUAAUCAA
Molecule: messenger RNA, 4790 nt
Organism: Temnothorax curvispinosus
Lineage: Eukaryota; Metazoa; Arthropoda; Insecta; Hymenoptera; Formicidae
Gene: sau
Product: Golgi phosphoprotein 3 homolog sauron
Exons: 4
Coding region: 648-1592 (314 amino acids)
Biological process (GO): Golgi vesicle budding; Golgi to plasma membrane protein transport; Golgi organization
Cellular component (GO): cytosol; trans-Golgi network; Golgi cisterna
Molecular function (GO): phosphatidylinositol-4-phosphate binding
Source: RefSeq, a predicted model, not a curated record